AUGUUUCAUCGGUCCUGUAGACUUCUUUUGAGGUUGCGCACUGUCUACAAACCGAGUGCUUGCUUUUCGAGUGGAAAAAGACUAAUUUUUCCAGUUGUUACACAGAGGUCUGUCAUUUACAGGUCGAUCAUCCUAACGAAUCAUGAUUUGCCUUUGUUGUCUUUCAAACGUUUUAUGUCUUAUCCUCCUCAUCUCGUAAUUAAACUUCCCAACUUAUCUCCUACUAUGGAGACAGGUACGGUUGUAAGCUGGGCAAAGAACGAAGGCGAUGAAGUUUCGGAAGGUGACCUACUUGCUGAAAUCGAAACAGACAAAGCAACCAUGUCAUUUGACGCCAAUGAGUCCGGAUUUCUUGCGAAAAUUUUGGCCCCUGCUGGAAGCAAAGAUAUACCUGUCGGAACAGCUCUAUGUAUCAUAGUUCAAGACGAGAGUGCCGUUUCGGCUUUCAAGGAUUAUGUAACUGGACCAACAGAACAAGUUUCUACUCCAAAAACUGAAGUACCCAAACCUCAGGUCCCUCCUGCUGCUGCUUCUCAGCCCUCACCAGCUACACCUAAACCUAUUACUCCUACUCCCAAAGCACCAGCAACCGGAGAAAGGGCUGUUGUUUCACCGUUCGCUCGUCGUUUGGCUGCUGAAAAGGGACUUGAUUUGUCAAAUGUAGUUGGCACUGGCAUGUACGGCAUGAUUCGUUCGACUGACAUAAAUCUUGAAUCUAUUGAUCAAAAAGCUAGCACAAUGACUGGUGGUCCAAUGUUAAAUUAUGGAAAAUUCGAGGAUAUUAAUGUUAGCAACAUGCGAUCAGUAAUUGCUAAACGAUUAACUGAAUCAAAACAAACUAUUCCACAUUAUUAUUUAACAAUGGAUAUUCAAGUAGAUGAAAUUUUAGAAAUACGCUCUAAAAUUAAUUCAAAUUUAUCUAAUUUAAAUGACUCAAAAUCUGAUGAACCUGUGCCAAAAAUAAGUUUAAAUGAUAUUCUUAUAAAAGCAGCAUCAUUGACAUGUUUAAAAGUACCUGAAUGUAAUUCAUCUUGGCAUGGGGAUUUUAUUCGACAAUAUCAUACUGUCGAUGUAAGUGUAGCUGUGGCUAUUCCUUCUGGAUUAAUCACACCAAUAAUAUUUUCUGCAGAUACAAAGGGUUUAGUACAAAUCAAUAAAGAAAUGCGAAUGUUAGUUACUAAAGCUAAACAGAAUAAAUUAAAACCUCAAGAAUAUCAGGGUGGAACAUUUUCAAUUUCUAAUUUGGGGAUGUUUGGAAUUACUAAUUUCUGUGCUAUAAUUAAUCCACCUCAAGCAUGUAUUCUUACUGUAGGUAGUACAAGACCAAAAAUUCUACCAGAUAAUAAAAAUCCUAAAGGAUUUAAAGAAGCGAAUAUUUUAUCAGUUACAUUAUGCUGUGAUCAUCGUGUUGUUGAUGGAGCAGUUGGAGCUUAUUGGCUUAGUGAAUUUAAAAAGAUUUUAGAGAAUCCAGCACUUUUUCUUAUUUAA
Molecule: messenger RNA, 1488 nt
Organism: Schistosoma intercalatum
Lineage: Eukaryota; Metazoa; Platyhelminthes; Trematoda; Strigeidida; Schistosomatidae
Source: the annotation of a GenBank genome assembly